UUCAAUGUCGUUUUUAUAACCUAUUUUUGUCUUGCAAGUUGCGAUCUUGCAUUUUAAUUUUUAACAUUUUAUUAGACACUAAUCAGUAAAAAAACUACUCAAAAGCUUUUUUUUUGUUUUUGUGUCGUUUGUUAAAUAAUUUUAUUUGUGCUCAUUGAUGCCCAAAUGAGUGAAACUAUGAGUUAUAGGAAAACAGCACACUCCAAAGUGUGAUAGAAAGAUUUUAUUUGAAAUAUAAAUUUGAAAAAAAAUGAGCUCUGCCAAGUCAAAAAAAAGAAAAGGCGCUUCUUGUGAUAGAAAAAUUACAACAAAAAAUAAACAUGUCGAGGAUCAAAAAAGUGAUGUUCUUGUUUUACCACCAGAUCUUUUGCAAAAAUUAGGCAUUAAUUUGGAAAAUAUUCAGUCACCGCAGCUUAGCUUGAUAGAAAACAAUGCAGGUGCCUGCAGUGAUUCAAACGAGUUUUUAAGAACAGAAGCAUCUGAAUUGAAUACAGCUAACAAAUAUAUUCACAAUGAUGAAAAAGAAACCUCUAUUUUAGAAACGGCUAGUUUGAUGAAAGCAUCUGUAUUUCUUAGCCCAACAUUUAGCUCGUUGAAAUCAAACAUUAGUUUAUAUACAGAAAGUAAUAACUCUGAAAUAUGUAUUGAAGAAAUUAUUUCAAAAACUUCUGAUACCAUUAAGACUGAUAAACAAAACAAGCAUUUUAAUAAUAAGGAUGAGCUAAAAGCAGACUGUUUAAAUAAUAUUAACACAAAAAUAAAUGAUUGUAAAAAAAGCAUUUGUGAAAAUGAAAUACAAUUAGCUAAUGUAAAGUCUACUUAUAAGGAUAUAGAUGAUAAUAUAGAACCUGUGAAAACCUCUGCAAAAGGGUUAAAAGAAAAAAAUGAGCAUUUAAAGGCUAUUCAAAUGAAAUCUAACAAUACAAAAGAGGAAGAGAUAUUGGAAUUUGAAAGUAUUAAAAUUUCAAAACAGAAUAAUUCAGCCCAUAAAAAUGCAUUGAUACCAACAGCAUCACUAACUUUAGAUACUACAAUUUCAUUGAGUAAUAAAUCAACAGAAAGGAAUGAAUCUUCAUCAUCAAAUACUAUAGAAGAUCGAUCAAAAAGACAUCAAGAUACAACAAAAAACAAACAAUGCAAGCAAAAAAUUAAUCAAGACAAACAUGAUUCUAGUGCCAAAUGUUCUCUUGAAGAAUUUGAUAGCCAACUUAAUGAACGCAAAACUCCUAAGGUCAGUAAUGUUAACGAUAGAGUUAUUAAAAGAGGGAAAGGAGAACUGGAUAAUAAUUCAAAUAAUUGUAGUUCACACGAUGAAAAUGUCAAAUUACGUGCAAGUUUGGAGGACGAAUUGAACUCAGAGUCGAUAGUCGAAAAAAAAUAUGGCGAAAAUAUCAGUGUGCAACACGAUCUAAAUACACGGACUAUUGCUAAGAAAACAAAUGGUGAUAUUUAUUUACCUACUACUUCAGAGUGCCAAAAUGAUAUUCGAAACAAACCAAUUGAUGUCAUGUGUAACGAAGAAAAUAAAAGUUAUGAUUCUCAUGAAGAACUAUGUGAAGCUAAAAAGAUAGGGCACGAAAAUAAUAAUUUGGAUAAGGGCCAAAAAGAUAAUGAAGUAGAUAGUAACUGUACUGAAAAUGCUCCUUGCAUUUCUCAAAAAUUGAUUGAUAAUAUUGAUAACAGGUCCUCAGAGUCAAAGUCAUCCUUAGGUAAGGUAGAAGAAAUGGCUUUCUAUUUAAGUCAACAUACACAGAGCAGCAUGAUCAAAAAUAUAAAAACAACACAAAGUACAAGCAUUUCUAAAUCAUGUAUUCAAGGUGUUGAAAAACCUGGUGGAGAUAUAAAGAGCAUUCAUUUAAAUAGAAAUAUAAAAACUUACUCUAGGCAUAGAAAUCCAAAAUUAUCUAAUACUACAAGUGUUCCUCUUGUAUCCUAUUCAGAAUAUAAUGUAGGUAGCGAUAUAGAUUAUAACAUUAACGAUAUAAAUCUAUAUUCCGGAACUGAGAAAUUGCAUACUUUUUGUUUGUGUGACGAUUACGGUAAUUUUUUCAAUUAUGAUUUUGAUAAUGGUUAUGGACAUAUCCAUUUUUGGGAGCGAAAAGAAAUUCAGUGCUCAGUUGAGACUUUGUUAAGCAUAUAUGAGGAGAGUAAUUUAACAGAUGAGAAAGAAGUAAACUUGCUAAGCAUUUUUGAGAUAGAAGACAUAGAUGAAGAAAGCCAACAAGGAAUGCCUAGUGAUUCUGAGACGAAUAUCUGUUGGAAUUAUGAUGGAAAUAAUAUAAGUAAAAAAGAAAAUCAAGAAUAUAACCCUCAAAAGUUACCAAAUAUGAAUGAUGUAGAAUGUGUUGCUAAUAAAAAUGAUCACAUCGAUAAUGCUGAAACUCUGUUAAACAAGGGUAAAAGGAAACGUGUAGAUAAAACAUCUGAAAGUGAAUCAGAGAGCGAAAAACUUAGCAAUAAAAAAGCAACUACAUCUAUCAAAUAUGGAGGGUGUGGUAGUAAAUCGAACAAUCAUAAUAUAUCUAAAGCACAUUGUCUCAUAGCGCUGAGGGCAGGCAAAGAAAUAAAUGAUGACAAAGCAGCUGAUAUCACACAAACUUCCGAAAUCGUUAUAGAAGUGCCUCUAGCUCAUGAAAUGUUGAAGAAAGAAAAAAGUGAAAAACCUGUAUUAGAUAUUAAAUCUGAGAAAAAACAGAUGACUGAACUACGAAAACGACAGAAAACAGAAAUAAAAGAAAACGUGGAAGAACCCUUACAAUUAGGGAAUGUAGAAAAACAAUUAACUGGAAAAGAUUUGUGGCAAACAGAAAAUAGAGAAGACCAAGUAGUUGAAGUAUUUCAGAUAGUAACAGAAGAAGAACAAAAUAUUCAAAUGCCUGUAUUACAAUUAUUAGAAACAGGUCUAAAUCAAGAAGCUGUAGUGCAACUAGAAGGAACUGGAGAAAACCAGGAAGCUGAAAUGCCUGUAUCAUUUGAAAUAGGACAAAAACAGGUACAUGAAGGUCAAAAACAAGCACCAAAAGUACUUACAUUACAAGGAAAAACAGAACAAAAACAAGCAGUUGUGUCUGUAUUUGAAAUAGAAAAUAGACAAAAGCAAGUAGCUGAAGUGCCUGCAGUUGAUACAAAGGAGAAAUAUGUAACUUGUGGUGUGUGUAAAACCAUUAUUUAUGACAGUUUAUGGAUGGAGCAUAUAACUCAAGAACAUAAUUACAUUGCUUGGAAAGACGGUGAACAACCUUUGGAUUAUGAAGACGAGGAAGAUAUUCGUCAUUAUCUGAAUAAUAUAAUAAAAGAAGUUGGCGAAUUAGUUUGUAAAAUAUGUGGCCUAAAACGCAAAUUCGCAAAAUCUUAUUUAAAGCAUAUUAAGAAUUGUCCAAUCGCGGGACAGUCAGAUGACCAAAUAGUGGAUCAAGCUACAACACCAGUUUCCAUUAAAUCUGAAGAAAUAGAUUCAGAAAAUACCAGAGGCAGAAGAGCAAGAAAAGAAAGAAACUAUAAAGAUGACACAGAAAGCAGUGAAGCAUUAAAUGUAGAAAAUAUCAAAAAAGAAAAAAUCAAUAAAAUCGGUAAAGAUAAAACUAGGAAAUCAGACGCAGAAAUUGUUAAAAAAGUUGAAACUGAAAAUUUUACAGUUAAAUGCGGUGUCUGUAAGCUAGAACUUUCAAAUGCUCAAUGGAUGGAACAUAUAUUCAAAGAACACGAUUAUUUAGCUUGGCAAGAGGGAGAGCCAGAAAUAGAUAUGAACGAUAAACAACAAGUAUACGAUCACUUAUUUUACAUAACAAAGCAAAAUGAUGGAUUAACUUGCAAGAAGUGUGGAUUAACACGUCGAUAUGUUAAAAGUUAUUUAAAGCACAUAGACAUUUGCGAGGGCGAGACGGAGACUCCUAACAGCACAGUGGGUUCCGACGGUGCCAUGGACGUCAGUACUAUUGAUACACUUAUUCUGGAUCUGAGCAAUGAUGAAAAGACGAAAUGUGGAGUGUGCCAUAUGGACGUUGAAGCCAAGCAAUGGUUCAAUCAUGUACAUAAAUGUCACGCCUAUUUGGCUUGGAAAGAAGGAAAACCAGCUUUGGACUUGGAAAAUGAACAAGAAAUUCAGGAGUAUUUAUACUUUGUGAGCAAAAAAUACAAUGGUUUGAUAUGUCACAAAUGUGGCUUGAACAGGAAAUAUGUGAAGGCAUAUUUGACCCACUUAGAGUCUUGUGAAUCUAAGUUACUUGAUGCCUCUAUCGUAGGGGAUGGAACUUCUAAUAAAGAUUCGUUCAUAUGCGCUGUUUGCUCCGAAGAAGUGGAUCCAAAAGAGUGGAACAACCACGCGAUGAAAAUGCACUACAAUAUUGCUUGGGCUGUAGGCGAUUAUCCUGUUGAUGUAAAAAACGCCAGUGCAGUCGAAAAACUAUUAAAGGUGUACCAAAAACAGAAUGGCAGUUUCAAAUGUAAGAUAUGUGGUAUGAAAAGAGCGUCGGCCAUGGGCUUCUACGUGCAUAUCAUACAAUGUGGGAAAACGGAAGAAGAAAUCGAUCAAUUUAAAGUGUUUUGCGAAUUAUGCAACAGUAAAUAUCUGUGCUUUUACAAAAGCCAGCACGGGAUAAUGCAUAGAGAACAGGAAUUAUCGAAGAGGAGAAAGUUAAUGAAUUGUGAAAAAGAAGAAACGCAGGAUAGUACACAGGAGGGUACUGAAAUAGAUUCCCCUCAAACUGGGCCACUCUCUGGACGAAGACGUGCUGCUGAAAAGGCAAGACAAUUCAUCGAGAAAUCUGAAACGUUCGCACACAAAUGCUCCAAAUGUGGCUAUGGCGCGGACGACAAGGCGGAGUUAGACGAGCAUGCUUGUACCAAAGUGAAGUAUAAGGACUAUAGUGACUCCGAAGACUCCGCGCUAAUCGAGUCGGCUGACGAGUCCCUGGACAGCGCAGUAGACUCCAACUUGUCCGAUGAAGAGGCUUGCUCAGAACGCAGGAGAAAGAAGGGGCAUGGUGAUUUAAGUGCAGCAACAAAAGUACCAAGGAUCCCAUUUGCUGUAAAAUGUGCGAAAUCAUAUUUAAAACAAAGCAUGGAUGACUAUCGUAACGCAUUUCUAACAAAUGGAGCACUAUACCCUCGGUGGCGAACGUGCGAUAUAGAAUUAAUCGCGGACGACCAAAUAGCACCAUAUUUGCCAACUCUGAAGGAAUCUUGCAAUGUGAUAAUCGGUAGAUCUGAUCCCGUUACAUAUAAUCUGUUCCAAGCUAAAAAACAAAACGGGUUCUCAAUAUUCGUUGGUGGGUGUAUUCAAGCCAUUUCGUGGGCCCCUCCACACUUGGGCGAUAGCAGCGAUGCAUUGGGGCACUUUUUGGCCGUGGUCUGCCAUAACAACGUCGAUGCACCGCGGCUCGACUGCGCCAAGACUUACGAGUACUCGGGACUCAUACAAAUAUGGGACUUUGGAGAUCUAUCGAGUACAUACCCGGAGUUUGCCCUGGGAAUAGCGCACGAUUAUGGUACAGUUUGGGCAAUCGAUUGGUGCCCUUCGGGAGUAAGAGAUGUUUUUCCUUUAGAGGAAGAUAAUGAGUCUAAUUCAUGUACGUUUCUGAGACUUGGCCUUUUGGCCGUGGCGUGCUCCAAUGGCUCCGCUUAUAUUUUCUCUGUGCCUUAUCCUUCAAUAGUCAAAUUUAAUGACAAAAAUGUAUAUAAGCUAACUCCAGUUGCAGAACUUAGGUUGUCUAGAGGAAUGCGACGAGAUUCAUGUCAAGCCACUUCGAUUAGCUGGUCUCCGCAAAACGGCCAUGGAACAGUUAUGGUGGGGUACUCCAGUGGCACGGUUGCAUUGUACAAUUUGGAAUGCGAUUCCCCGCUGUUGAUGGAGAAAGAAGGCGCGGUCAACAUAUUCUAUCCUUUUCUAGACGAGCGUCCCCAUAGUUCUUGUAUAACAGAUGUCAAGACGUUUCCCAGUAGCGUGGGUGCCGGGUUGAUGAGCAGCGUGUCGCCGACCGGCAGCGAGACGGCCCAGAUGCGCGGCUUCGCGCGGAUACACAAACACUUGUCGUCCACUUCCUCUGCGUUUGCGCCGCACUGGCCCGCUCUGAUGGUGUCGGGGAACGAACUUAUUGUGAACCAAGCAGUAAACGAGUUGGAUUUCUGGCAUCAGGGGCGGCGCACGGGAGCGGUACAGAGGUGCUGCGGGUGUCUAUACUGUGGGCAUAUGGCCAACUUCGCGCCGCCCGUCCUCAAAAUCCUCACCACACAUCCCGCCUACACCGAUUUCAAUAAAGAGCCAAUCGCCGUUUUUCAAAUGAGGCCACUGAGUAAAAAGCGACCAAAACAGAAGAACGACGAACUUCAAGUGAAGUUGGAACCUCUUACGUACCACGAUGCCGUGAAAUUGUAUGCUUUAGACUUCAAGCUUAUUAAGGACCUUGAUAAGGAAUCUGCCAAACAGCUCAAUAAACCUAGGGAGCAAUAUCCGGAGAGGUUUCCUCUGAGUGAUGUACCGUCUAUGGCUUUCUACCCUUCGCAGAAACACCACAAGAAACUAGCCGUGGCCACACACGCUGGCAUUAUAUUUAUUUUAACUGAUGAUGUUGCUUUAUGAAAAUGUUGAAACUGAUUUGUUGUUAUUGUAUAAAUUAUUAAGAUGCGCACCUACCGAGCGUGAAACAAAAGUGAUACUUUAAAUAUCUAAGAAGAAUGAAUAAGCAUAGCAAGCAAGCAGUCUUGGCUAUUUAUUUGUAUUGUUUUUCUUCUGAUGUGUUUAUGUAUGUAGGCCCUUGUAUUGUAUCACGUCGACGACUAUCGUUGUCAUUAACAUUACACAAAAGCUAGGUAUCCUUCUAUGCUUAUUAACUGUUUUAAGAAUAGUAUGUAACUUUAUACCAAAGAAUCUUUUAAACUUAUCAAUUCUUAAGAUUAAAUUUUAUUGAGGACAAUUAACUCCUGUUGUUUUGUACUUUGAACUGUAGUAUAAACAUAAAUUGGUCUUCGUAUUAUCCGUAAUAAUUUGUAUUUGUAGUAUAGUUUAAUCAAAAAUGUCUACAUAGUUUAUUCUAAAAUAUUCUAGGUAUACCAGUUCAUUUUCAAAGUAUGGAUCGCGGAAACCAAGCCUAGUUACAAAUCUUUCAUGGGCUCUGUUAUGAAACAGGUCCAAAUGAAAACAAUUUGAAAAAAAGUAACCACCCUAUCACUACCUAAACGCAAUGGUAUUCAAAUGCAAACGUGUGCUUGCGGGCCUCGUGUUAACUUCACUCACUAAGUCACUACUUCGUUAUACUACCAACGUUAUUACAUAUUUUGUGAGUAAAGUUAGCAGGGGCUAGUGUAAGUUGGCGUUUGAAUAGGGUGAUGCAGCGAAGGUUAAAGCAUAGAAGACCACUUUCUAAGAAAUGUCAUUCGAAAAUAAACAACGUAACUUACGUUAAACACGUGCCUUCAACAGGCUCAUGAUUGGUGCAUACGUACUGUGUGUGAUACGACACUGGUUGCUGUCGAGAUUGACCGUAACGGUGACAGUUCUGAGUUACAAUCGACCUAAAGACGUGAGCUGUUGAGUAUAUACGUCUAUAUAUGCACCGCCCACCACGGUAUAGUUUUCGUUAUGCCAUAAUAGAGCGUACGUAAUGCUUCUAUGUUUUCUCCUUCGCUGAGUACACGCGGUUUUCCUUUAUUUAGUCUGUUUUCCUCUGUUUAGUCUGUUUCAAUGUUUUCUUAAGUUUAUGAAUAGAUCAUGCGAAAUGCCAUAGUCCCAAUAUAUAUGCAUGAAAAUUUUUGUAUAUGUGUAGAUAAUGUGAUUAUUGUACAUUAAACUUACUGUCAAACAAGUAAAUAUAGCUAUGCAUUUGAUAUAGGGUUUUUUGUGAUUCGUUGAUUAGGUUCAUGCUACAUAUUUAUGUUUUUAAGAAAAAUUGAUCGAAGAACCGUUUGGGCCUUGUUCUAAUGUAAAAUAUUCAAACCUAACAUGUACCUAAAUAUAUCUUUUAUUUCUAUGAAACAACUUCCAACUUGCGCAAUACGAACACCAGACGUCACCUCGGAUGAUGGUAGUGCGCUGGUUACAAGAUGGGGAGUUGUACAGUAUUUGGCUGCUCGGUUGCGGGAAAACUGCAUCAAUUAUUAUUACAAUCGCAAUCGUUGUGAUUGGCUGAACUUAUAGUAUUCUUGUUGCAACAAUACAUUGUAGCCAAUAAAAAGCGAGUAUCAACCAAUCAGAGAUGAUUGCGAUCAUGACAUUGCAGGUGUCAUUCUACCGUUAUCCAGCCGCUGAUUUCUGUGGAUUUGUUACUAGUCUAAAUACCGAUUGUUUAUAUAAAAAAAGCUUCCUUAAAUAAAAUACAAGAAUGCGUUACUUAGGUAGUAGCUAGUUUCGAGGAUGAUGUAAACGGUUUCUACAUUAAUAUUAUGUAAUACAUAAGUAGAUAAGUAUAUUUUGUAACAAUAUUAUAGGUAUCAUAUGAAUGAUUUUUAUCGUUAUCUUAUAUCGUUAUCUUACUUAUGUUUGAUAAGCAAUAGAUUUCGUCGUUUCAGAGUUUUAUGUGUAAAUAUUUCAUAGUUUUCGAUUUAGCUUAAACAUGGUUAGUUGUGAGGUACGUUAGGUAGGUAUUUUCAUGAACGGAAACUAAACAUGAAGAGACUUGAAAAAUCGAUAGACCAAGGUCAUGGUACCAUUGAACUUGUUAGACAAUUCGGCGGUACCUAGUACGAAGUACUCGGAAUUGAGUUAGUCACUCACAAUACGCCACGCGAUUGCAGUUUGGAAAACAGAGAUUAUGAGAAGGCAUUUUAAACAUGACUAAUAUUCCCCUUUCUGCAACUAAUUAUAAGGCCGCGGCUUCGAGGACAGCGGCGGGUGGAGCGGAGCGGGCGGCGGGCUCGUGGGGAUGAUAAUAGGGAUGAUGACUACUAGUCCAAUCAAACAUCAAAACGCUCGCUUAAUAUGCGAGCUUGUAUGAAACAUAGAUGCUGCGUCGAAUGUUUAUGAAAACAUUCAUGUGAUUUGCCGUAGUUUUGAGUUAAAUCGAUAAUUUAAAAUGGUUACAAACUUAUAACUAAUAGUGGACGUUGUUUUUAAGAAUUUGGAAGACCCUGCAUUUAAAUUCCUAUAUAAACCUCUCUGUGGAUACAGUAUCGGUAAGAAUAAGAAAAUGAACGCGGGAACAGAUCAUAGUUAUCUAUUCAAUUUAAAGGUAUUAUGUUCGCCAGUAAUAAAUAAGUAAAUGUUGAUUAACUUCAAAUAUAAUGGCAUUUAAAGAAUACAUUUUAUCUAUUUAAACAGCUGUAAUUGUACCAAGGUUCCCAAGUUUUCUGUCUCAUGUGCCCAAAUUAUUAGCACUGUAUCAUCAUCAUCAUCAUCAUCAUCAACAACAACGGAUAGACACAGGGACUUCCACACGCCACGAUCUUGCGCCGCCUGAAUGCAGCGGCUUCCUGCGACUCGCCUGCUGUCGUCCGUCCACCUAGUGGGGCGUCUUCCAAUACUGCGCUAUCCGGUGCGAGAUCGCUAUUCCAGCACCUUUGGAGCUCAACGUCUAUCGGUUUUUCCAACUAUGUGCCCUGCCCAUUGCCACUAUGCUAUGUCGGUUACUCUGGUUCCCCUUACGGAUCUCCUCAUUUCUGAUUUGAUCACAUAGAGCAAUUCUAAGCAUAGCUCUCUCCAUCGCUUGCAUCGACUGAGCUUUCUAAUGAGGCCCAUAGUUAGCGACCAUAGCACUGUAUACCUAGUAUAAUUUAUCUUCUAGAAUCUAGACUAUUUCAAAACAUUUUUUUACAUUUCAUAGUCAGUGUUUUGUUACAAAAUUGUAAAUUAAGUUCGAGCUAUGUUAAGUUAUAAAUAGUUUAUGUUUGUGUAUAUUAUGUUUGGUUUUAGUUGUAUUAGGUAUGUACUUCUAUUUAUUUCUAGUUUUAAAUGAACCACAUAUAUCGGAUAUCAGUGAUAUUAAUAUUAUAUUAUUCAACUGUAAUGUAAGAGAAUAUUAGAAAUAUGUUAUGCUUGUUGCCUAAUAAAUCUUUUAGUUAAA
This is a messenger RNA of Maniola jurtina (meadow brown), 9992 nucleotides long. RefSeq lists its product as uncharacterized. The transcript is spliced from 25 exons. Gene Ontology annotation, biological process: transcription by RNA polymerase III. NCBI's taxonomy places the organism in Eukaryota, Metazoa, Arthropoda, Insecta, Lepidoptera, Nymphalidae. The record is from RefSeq and is a predicted model, not a curated record. Bases 251 to 6577 code for a protein of 2108 amino acids. Gene Ontology annotation, cellular component: transcription factor TFIIIC complex. Gene Ontology annotation, molecular function: protein binding.